This is a messenger RNA of Schizophyllum commune H4-8, 1440 nucleotides long. RefSeq lists its product as uncharacterized. The transcript has 2 exons. Lineage: Eukaryota; Fungi; Basidiomycota; Agaricomycetes; Agaricales; Schizophyllaceae. The record is from RefSeq and is a predicted model, not a curated record. Bases 80 to 1339 code for a protein of 419 amino acids.
GGCGAUCACACGUCUUUCUCCCGACUGCCAUCCCAACCAGUGCCCGCCGCCGUCGCAUACAGCGCCGGCCAGCAACGCCAUGUUCGCUUUUGAAGAUCUCGAUAGCUGCCUCGUCUGCGGCAAGCUGCUCAAGGUCGACGGUACUGCCUACUGCAGUGACGAGUGCCAAAGCCUCGACACCGCCUCGCCCUGCCUCUCUUCGGAGAGCAGCGCGUUAUCCUCCCCACAUAUAGGCUGCGAGACUACUGCUGGCGACGUACCGCCCCUCGUCCCAUCCGCCUUGGGCUCCGCGCUAUCGACCUACCGCUCCAGGAAUCGCUACUCGGUCUCCUCAUCCUCCGCCUCAUCUACCGCUUGGUCGGCGGGGGAGGACGAUGACGAGGACGACGACACGGGCGCCAGCGAGUACAGCUCUCAGGACGGCGACGACGUCGAGCCCAAGACUAGCACGCCCGCUACCACCAUGCACACCGUCCAUCACCCUCCCAUCUCGUACGCUCGCCGACCUUCGGGUACCAACACCCGCUCGGUUGUGCCCCACCUGCACCGGCGUACGUCCUCGCAGUCGUCGUCUGGGCACGUGCGCGGCACUCCGCAGAGCGUCCCCGUCCACUCGCGCAUGCGCGGCGGCAUGGACGACGACGACAUGUACUCGGACUGCAUGUCCUCACGCGACGAGUCCGACUACGCUGAGGACGAGCAGGACGAGGGCGCCAAGCUUCGAAAGCAAUCGACGAUAACAAAAGCGAAGCGUUCCCGCAAUCGCGCCAGCCUCCCCGCGUACUUCUCUCUCCUUCAAAUGGAUACGUCUAUGCCUCUAGGCUCGCCGAAGAAGACCACUCAGCGGCAAUCACCGACCACACCGAGGUUGAGCCUUGUGGAACCACCACCAGGUCUCAUGUCCGCCCCGCCGACUACCCUUACCCAUUGCACGCCCCGGGGCCGUCGGAGAGACCUGGCGCAGUCGCGAAGCACCGACCGCGACCGGUCGACACGGUCUACUUCCCGCUCGCGUCACGAGACAAUAGUCGGGCGCUCUCCACCCUUCCGCUCUCGCACCGGCGUGCAGGGCAGCGUGGAGAAGGUGUUCGACUGGGCGAAUGUCGGCCUUCUGCGAGGUCGGACGUCGGUCCGCAGGAACAGCUCGCCGCCACCGAAGAUGCAGAUUCGUCCAGAGGAGCGCGUACGUGGUCCGUCUGCCGACGACGGCCGUCGCGGCCGCGCACGCGUGCAGGAGUUGGAUGGGAUUGGGACGAGCGCCGCGCACCCGGGGUUCGGUUGGGCACCGCGGUUUGGACCGAAAUCAUGGCGGCUUGAAUUGAGCUUUUACGGGAUGUAAACUCCGAAUGUUGUCCAGCUUCUCCAAAUCGUGCUGGAUUCGUACAAGGCCCGCGUGUUAUGUGAGUUUAGGCAGGCAACGCCGAAUCAUGCCUCGUCAAA